UGUAUCGUAUUGGUCAUAGAACUGACCAACAAACUGACUCUGAUAUUUAUUCUCUCUCUAACUUCCUCAGCUCCCUCGUCGCCGUCGUCGCCCUCGCCGGCCCGACGAUGAUGACGUCACCCAUCGCCGAUUUCUCCAUCCGCGCAAGACUCACGCUGAUUCCGAUUCUCACGCUCUUUCUCGUCAGCGUCUCUUCGAAUCCGGGAGUGUUCAACGUCAAGUACCGUUACCCAAGGCUCCAAGGCUCCCUCAGCGCCCUCAAGGAGCACGACGACAAGCGCCAGCUCACAAUUCUCGCCGGCAUCGAUCUACCUCUCGGCGGAACCGGUCGCCCUGACAUCCUAGGGUUGUAUUACGCGAAGAUUGGAAUCGGAACGCCUGCGAAGAGCUACUACGUGCAAGUAGACACAGGGAGUGAUAUCAUGUGGGUUAACUGUAUACAGUGUAGACAGUGUCCAAAAAGAAGCAAUCUUGGUAUUGAGCUGACACUGUACGACAUUGAGGAGUCAGAAAGCGCGAAGUUGGUUUCGUGUGAUGAGGAUUUUUGCUACCAGAUUAGUGGCGGUCCUCUCUCUGGAUGUAAAGCUAAUAUGUCGUGUCCGUAUCUUGAGAUUUAUGGAGAUGGGAGCUCUACUGCUGGCUAUUUUGUGAAAGACGUUGUGCAGUAUGAUAGUGUGGCUGGGGAUCUUAAGACUAAGACGGCGAAUGGGAGUGUCAUAUUUGGGUGUGGUGCUAGGCAGUCAGGAGAUCUCGACUCUUCUAAUGAAGAAGCACUUGACGGAAUACUUGGGUUUGGAAAAGCUAAUUCCUCAAUGAUUUCUCAGCUGGCGUCAUCAGGAAGAGUGAAAAAGAUAUUUGCUCAUUGCUUAGAUGGAAGAAAUGGGGGUGGUAUAUUUGCCAUUGGACGUGUGGUACAACCAAAAGUAAACAUGACACCAUUGGUACCCAAUCAACCACACUACAAUGUCAAUAUGACAGCAGUUCAAGUUGGUCAGGAGUUUCUAGAUAUCCCAGCUGAUUUAUUUCAACCGGGAGAUAGAAAAGGAGCAAUAAUUGACAGUGGUACAACCUUGGCCUAUCUUCCAGAGAUAAUCUACGAACCAUUGGUGAAAAAGAUAACCUCGCAGGAGCCUUCUCUGAAAGUUCACAUAGUUGAUAAAGAUUACAAAUGCUUUCAGUACUCUGGAAAAGUUGAUGAGGGGUUUCCGAAUGUCACUUUCCAUUUUGAAAACUCGGUCUUCCUCAGGGUUUAUCCGCAUGACUAUCUGUUCCCUUAUGAAGGAAUGUGGUGCAUUGGUUGGCAAAAUAGUGGAAUGCAAUCCAGAGAUAGGAGAAACAUGACACUUUUGGGAGAUUUGGUCCUAUCAAACAAGCUUGUUCUCUACGAUCUUGAAAAUCAGCUCAUUGGGUGGACUGAGUACAACUGUUCAUCAAGCAUCAAAGUAAAAGAUGAAGGAACAGGAACAGUUCAUCUAGUAGGCUCACAUUUCAUCUCUUCUGCAUUUUCUCUAGAUACGUCGUUGUUUUCACUUUUGUUACUCCUCCUCAUUACUCUUUUUCUCCUAUAGUAGAGACAACUUAUAGCUUCUCCUUUGUAUAUAGAUUCAACAUAUUGAUCGCAAAUGGUAAAAAGGUGGUCUGGAUAUAGAUAAUACAAAAAAAAAAACCAGUAGAUUGAUGAACAAA
Messenger RNA from Brassica napus (rape), 1686 nucleotides. Its product is annotated as aspartic proteinase 36. NCBI's taxonomy places the organism in Eukaryota, Viridiplantae, Streptophyta, Magnoliopsida, Brassicales, Brassicaceae. The transcript has 10 exons. Bases 108 to 1568 code for a protein of 486 amino acids. Gene Ontology annotation, molecular function: aspartic-type endopeptidase activity. The record is from RefSeq and is a predicted model, not a curated record. Gene Ontology annotation, biological process: proteolysis.